AUGCACCCAGAAACGAGAGAGGUUGUGAACGAAUCCGAGGCAGCAGCAAGAUUUACAUUCUGGAGCACUAUCAUCGUCUUCACAUGUUCCUACUUGAUCACGGCUGUUCAUUUGAUUGUGCUUGGAGCAGCAAUUAUUGUCAGAGUAACGUCAGUGACUCGAGAAGCAAUCACGACGCAUGGGAACCCGCAAGCAAUUGCUUACCAAAGAAUUGUUACAUAUCGAAUAUUAGUGCUCUUUUCGGCCUUUAUUGUUUGCCACACGCCAUUUUGGAUUAUGGCAAUUCUUCAGGAAAUUCCUAGCUACAUAAAUGCCGUAAAUAAAGCAUCGCCACAUUAUCCAGCGAUAAUGAACGGGGCAGCAUACUUGAUGACUGCGAACUCUGUUGUAAAUCCGCUUCUCUAUGCUGCCGUGAAUGACGAUUUCAAAUUAGCAUUCAGAUCGUCGAUUAACCGUCUUCGUCGCUGGUUCUACAAUCCAAAGCUUUUCUUUUGGAACGUUUUUCAAUCAUCAACAAUGCAGGACGAUGUCAGACUCACACAAUCAAUGCUGCUCACUACGCCACAGCCUCCGCCUCAAUCACUCGUUGAAGACUAA
Oikopleura dioica is the source of this 597-nucleotide messenger RNA. Lineage: Eukaryota; Metazoa; Chordata; Appendicularia; Copelata; Oikopleuridae. The record is from the annotation of a GenBank genome assembly.